This is a messenger RNA of Rotaria sp. Silwood2, 435 nucleotides long. The record is from the annotation of a GenBank genome assembly. NCBI's taxonomy places the organism in Eukaryota, Metazoa, Rotifera, Eurotatoria, Philodinida, Philodinidae.
AUGUUGACAAUAUCUGAACAACAACAAGAAUCUAACAUAACAAAAAACCAUACAGUAACAAUCGUGAACGAUAAUCAUAUCGUUUCUCAUUAUCAUGGUGAAUUACGGUAUGAAUUAAAACUUGGUCGUAAUUUAUAUGUAAAAUUUCCUGAUAUUGAUGAAUACACUCAUUAUAUGGUAAAAGUUAUCUAUUUUAAUGAAAAUCUUGACUAUGUUCUUAUGCAAACAGAAUCGAUAUUACCACAGCCAAGAACGACAUUACCUCACGAUGGUGAUCAUGUUUUAUUACUUGCUUAUUCAUAUACUGAAAUCUCUAGAACGUUGUGUAUAACUAGUGGUAUUAUUUCUUCAACAAAGCAAGAUAAAUAUGGUCAUAUAAGAUCUGAUUGUGGUGCGAACAAAGGAGAUAGUGGUGGCGGCUGUUUUACAGCUUAA